AUGGCAGUCGAGCAGCCCACGCGCACGCUCGACGCGUCCGCGAAACCACGCGUCGGACUAUUGGCAGCUCUCCGGAAACCAGCUGCAGGAUCAUCAGACAGCAGUGCAGAGUCUGAAGAUGACGCCUCGGAAUCCGACCGCGACGCAACUACACGGAAGCCGCUCAAAAAGUUGGACGGCUCGCAACCACAAUCUCCGCCAGCCGAGGAAGACGAGGACAAGGAUGACAACGACGCGGCCUAUGAGCGCAUGAAGAAGCGACUGGCUGCUAGCAAAGCCACAAAGGAGACACUGGAAUCGGGUAACGCACAGGAUGAAGCGCGUGUUGUUGCUCUAGUGGUCAGCACCGACGAUGAAGACGAAAUGCCAGUCAACACCCGCAGGCCCGCCGUCAGAAAAGCAAAGAGCAUAAGUCGGCCAGCCUCGCCAGCUGCUAGUGCACGCGUACAGCGCAUACGAGCAGAGAGAUUGGCAAAUAAGCAGGAACAACAGAAGUCUGCAAAAAGCUCGAGGCGGCAAGCCAACCAAGGCUCGGGGAGCGAAUCAGAUGGCGAAAGCGGCCGACGCCUUACACAACAGGCAAAACCCACUCGCAAAGCUGGAAAGAAGGCAAUGGAGCUCAUGGCCCGUGAUCAGCAGAGAAUCAGCCGCAACAUGCAGCUCACACAUCAGGCCAAGACAAAGAAGAAGUAUGGCUUGGACCACCUCUUUAGCCGCUUUGCGUACAACGCUCCCAACGCUGGAACACCCGCUGAUGGUUUACCCACUCCAGACGCCAGCUCGGCCCUGGCGUCUUCGGAUGCUGAAGUGAAUCAAGUUGAGGACAGCCCACCAGAACAGGAAAAAUCGCAGGCCAAGGAGAAUACACCAACCACAGACGCAAUACAAGCCAAGGAGCCAUCUUCCCCACCCACGACAUUAGACAAGGGCAAAGGACGAGCGCCAGAAUUCCAACACCUUCCGCUGCAUCCCUGGAUGAAGGAAACCAAGCCAACCACGGUUUUGAAUGCUGAGGUUGAUCACCCUAUGGUUGAGCUUUCCGACUCCGAGGAUGAACUGCAGGUCGUGCAGCCAAAAGCUAGAUUUCCUGUCUUUGAUCGCAUACCUGUCAAGAAACAGCAAGAAUCUUCAUCAUUGCACCACCUUCGCCAUUUGGCUCAAAAGACCGCGUCAAAUGACUCAUCGCGCAAGGGUCCCAAGUCAAUAAGCCUCAACCAGAUGAAGCUGUUGCUUGCGCAAAAGGCUCGUGAGCAGGCGAACAAUGAACGCGCCGAAAAGAUCGAGGAUUUGAGGCGACGAGGUAUUCACAUUGAGACCGAGGAAGAGCGAGAAAAGAACCAAAUGGCCAUUGAAGACAUGGUUGCCCAAUUCGAAAAGCAGAGGCAGGAAGACCUCAAGCUUGCCAAGGCUGAAAGAAAGGAAGCAAAAGCCAAUGGCGAAACCAUCGAUGAUCUGCCAUCCAGCGACGAGUCUGACGACGACUAUGUAGGAAGUGGUGAAGAGAAUGCCGACGAGCCCGAGGCAGAAGCUGAAAACGAGGAGGUCGAGCUUGAACUUUCAGGUUCCGAGGAUGAAGGCGACGAGUUGAUUGCUGACGAGGCCGAAGAGGACCAAGACGACGAAUCAGCCGCCCAAGAGCAAAACCAGGACGAGGAUGCCGACAUGGACGAGGACGUCAUUAGCGUGCCUGCGCGCCAGCGGACGACGACCCGAGCACGAAACAUCAUCGUGGAUGACGAAGACGAGAGCGACAACGAUGUACCCAUGCCCGCCUCUCCCACACAGCAAGCGACGCAAGACGAUGCAAUGGCUGUUUUUGGUUUUGGCAACGCCGAUGCUGGCCUCGGUCUUACCCAAAUGUUUGCCGGCACCAUGGCAGAUCUGGAAUCUGGCUCUCAGUCUGUUGUUGCUGAACCAGAGCAAGAUUCUUUGGACUUUUUACGAAGCCUACCCGAGACCCAGCCAGGUGCCAACUUUAGCCAGGCUUCAGAUUUUGUGAUACCCAACAGCCAAUCAAUAAUUUCACAGCAAAAGGAAUCUCAAUCAGGCCCGGAUACACAAUUUAGCCUUGGUAUCAGCCAGAUAGUCAACACUUCACCAGCUUUUUCGCGCACACAGAUCGAAGACUUUCCCGAGCCCACACAAGAUGCCGGCUUUUCCUUUUCACGCUCGCCAGCUGGCGUCAUGCCGCCGCCUUCGACCGUGGACACUAUCAUGAUGAGCAUCUCUGAAUCUCCCAUCAAACAGAAAAAGGGCAAGCUGCAACGUGGGCUUCGUGAUGCGGCUGUUGAACUUUCAGACGUUGAAGAGGACCUUGUAGCGGAUAUGAGCGAAGACGACGACAUUCAGCUUCCACCAAAGCCUCGCCGAGAUGCAUUUGCCAAGCUGCAAAAGGGUGCCAAGAAGCAAAAGGCCAUGGACGACUUUGACAAGAAGACCAGUCUCGCCAAAGGGGCCGUCAUGGACCAAGCCGAGGAAUCCGAGGAUGAAUACGCCGGACUUGGAGGUGCAAGUGACGACGACAGUGGAGAUGAAGACGAAGAUACGAAGAAUAUGAUUGAACACGGCGAGGUUGAUGUUGAUGAGCGGCAAAUUGCCGCCUUUUUUGCUGAUAAGGCGAAAAAGGAAGACGAAAAGAACAUCAACGAGCUCUACAAGAAUGUCAUGAACGGAGGUCUUCGCAGGCGUGCUGGUGGUCGUGAUGACUUUGACAUGUCGGAUUCGGAAGACGAAGAAGACUUGCGUCUCCGCAAGAAGCGCGCUGAAUUCCAGAAGAUGAAUCGGGCUUUGCUGGCUGACGAGCGCAUUGGCAACAUUGCCAAAGACCAAAAGAAGCAAGCCUUCUUCCACACUUUGGCAGACUUUGCAGACGAGGGCGAAUACGAGUUUCUCAACAUGCCCGCAGACCUCGGUGGCAACACGGAGAGCCAGUCUCAAGAUGAUGGAUCAAAAGAGGGCCAAGCGAUGGACGACGUAGCCAUUCCCGACUCGCAGACACUUGACGCUGGGAAUCCCUCGGGAUCGGACAACCCGCUCAAGCGCAAGUCACCAUCUGAUUCACAAAAAGAGAAUCGACCACCGCCAAAUCUUCGUCGCACUGCUGCGUCGGACAAUCUCCUACGCAAACCAAUCACGCUUGCAGACGUUCAGAAUUCUGUGUCUGAAUUGCUCGACGAUCCGCGCAUCAUCGUGCCAGAUUCGCAAUUCUCCGAGUCGGACGACGACGACGAAUCCCCGGCACCCAAUGUCGCUUCUCGUAAGCCCAUUGUUGAUCGUCUGACAAUGUCUCGCACAUCUACCAUUUCAGAGGCUGCGCCAGACGGCGGCAACCUAGCUUUCCACGCUCCGUCGCGAUCAAGUAAUGCCCCCGGAUUCCGGAUCCCUUCUCUCAUCCGCCAGGCUACAUCCAAUCUAUCCGCGUCAUCAGAUUCCCAGAGAUCGACCAAAGGAGGCGUGCCCUCGGAAUCCGUCCGUCGUGGCGGAACUGGCAAGAGCAACAUUCACGCCCAAGCAAGAGAGGCGGAGAGGAGGCAAUUGCUGGAGAAGAAGGAUAGCAAGAGGAAGGAGGCACUAAGGAAAAAGGUCAGCGCAGGGAGGAAACAUGGUAUGAGAAGCGUCUUGGGUGAUAUGACCGGUGGUUUUGAGUAG
This is a messenger RNA of Parastagonospora nodorum SN15, 3648 nucleotides long. RefSeq lists its product as hypothetical. The coding region runs from base 1 to 3648 and encodes 1215 amino acids. The record is from RefSeq and is a predicted model, not a curated record. NCBI's taxonomy places the organism in Eukaryota, Fungi, Ascomycota, Dothideomycetes, Pleosporales, Phaeosphaeriaceae. The transcript is spliced from 3 exons. Gene Ontology annotation, molecular function: anaphase-promoting complex binding. Gene Ontology annotation, biological process: activation of protein kinase activity; mitotic G2 DNA damage checkpoint signaling; mitotic DNA replication checkpoint signaling.